Gossypium raimondii (Peruvian cotton) is the source of this 690-nucleotide messenger RNA. RefSeq lists its product as uncharacterized. The transcript has a single exon. Lineage: Eukaryota; Viridiplantae; Streptophyta; Magnoliopsida; Malvales; Malvaceae. The record is from RefSeq and is a predicted model, not a curated record. The coding region runs from base 1 to 690 and encodes 229 amino acids.
AUGAGCAAUUGGUAUAUUGAGUUUGUUAGAACUAAUCCUAAUGCUCAACCUCCUCCGCGCCCUCCUAUUCCUCAAGCUGUUCCCAUAGCUCCUCAACAAACUGAAGUGUUAAGAUUGUCAAAGCCUCCAGUGGACAAAAUUCGAAAGUAUGGAGCCGAAGAGUUCCGAGCUAAUGUAAACGAUGAUCCUGAAAGAGCAGAGUUCUGGCUUAAUAAUACCAUCAGAGUGUUGGAUGAAUUAUCUUGUACUCCAGAAGAAAGUCUCAAAUGUGCUAAAUCAUUGUUGAGGGGUUCAGCUCAUAAUUGGUGGAAAACUUUAGUGUCAGUGGUGCCUAAAGAGAAAAUUACAUGGGAUUUCUUUCAAGAAGAAUUUCGAAAGAAGUAUGUAAGUCAGCGUUUCGUUGAUCAAAAGAGAAAAGAGUUUCUUGAAUUGAAACAAGGGCGCAUGAUGGUAGCCGAAUAUGAACGAGAAUUUGUCAAAUUAAGCAAGUAUGCCCAAGAGUGUGUAUCUAAUGAAGCUACAUUAUGCAAAAGGUUUGAAGAUGGAUUAAACGAGGAUAUCCGAUUGUUAGUGGGAAUCCUUGAAAUUAAAGAGUUAGUGAUACUAGUUGAAAGAGCUAUCAAGGUUGAAGAAUUGAGCAAAGAGAAAAAAAAAGUGGAAAGUGAAGCAAGAGAUGCAAGAAAAAGAUGA